GCUGCCUGACCCAGUCGAAGUUUAUCAAUAACGUUGGUGUAACCGUGAUCGAUAUGACGACACACACUUUAUAAAUGAAAGUUAACGAGUAUUAAACCACCAGUUGAAUAUUAAUCCCCAAGACGUUCGGCUACAGUGCGAGUCAACGUUGACGGCAAAAAACCAGGCAAUUCAUCGCUCCAGCGCACCAGCAGUGUUCUGUAUUAUAUUCAGCUUCCGAGUGCUCGACAUCGAUUACAUAAAAUGCCCUGUCCGUUCGUGGGAUCAAUGAAUCAAGCCUUCGUCCGAAACUACGGAGGGGCUCUGAUGAAGCAAUACGGAAACUUCUGCCCCAUCAUCUCGCGCGGUUUCCGCUCGCUCGGGGUCGACGAGACGAAAUGUCCCUUCAUCCAGAACAACCCGAUCAUCUCGGACGCGCCCAAGGAGAUGACGGAGGACAUCAAGGAGGCGCCCGCCUACAAGUACGAGAACUUCUUCAACGACCAGAUCAACGCCAAGAAGAAGGAUUACUCGUACCGCGUAUUUCGCAAGGUCUCGCGGUUGGCCGCGGACGGCGCUUACCCUCAAGCGCUGGAGGGCGCCGAGAACCGCCGCGUGACCGUGUGGUGCGCCAACGACUACCUCGGUGCGUCGCGUCACCCCGUCGUGAAGGACGCCGCCAUCUCCGCCAUCAAGUCCUACGGCACGGGCGCCGGGGGAACCCGGAACAUCGCUGGUAACUCACAAAUGACUGAAAAACUCGAAUACGAGCUCGCUAAGCUUCACAAGAAGCCUGCCGCUUUAAUAUUUAGUUCUUGUUUUGUCGCGAACGACGCGACCCUUUCCACUUUAGCUAAGAUACUGCCCGGUUGCAUUGUUUACUCUGAUGCAGGCAACCACGCAUCAAUGAUACAGGGAAUCAGAAACAGUAGAGCACAAAAGCAUAUCUUUAGACACAACGAUCCCAGCCACUUGAAGGAGCUGCUGGCCGCGUCGCCCGAGGGAGUACCGAAACUAGUCGUUUUUGAGACUGUCCACUCUAUGAGUGGAGCCAUUUGCCCCCUGGAGGAGAUGUGCAACAUCGCCCACGAGUAUGGAGCCCUUACUUUUGUAGACGAGGUUCAUGCGGUGGGUCUCUAUGGAAAGCAUGGUGCCGGGAUUGGGGAGGAGCGUGGUAUUGAGGACCACAUAGAUAUUGUGUCAGGAACCCUCGGAAAAGCUUUUGGUAACGUGGGAGGCUACAUCGCCGGGUCGUCCCUGUUGAUAGACACCGUGAGGUCCUUAGCUCCGGGAUUUAUUUUUACCACUGCCCUCCCGCCUCCGGUUUUGGCGGGAUCUCUGGCCGCCAUAAGACUUCUGGCGAGCGAGGAGGGAAGGAGUCUGAGAGCCAAACACCAAGCUAUUGUUCGCUACCUGAAGCUGUCGUUAUUGAUAGCUGGUCUCCCGCAACUGCCAUCUGUGAGCCACAUCGUCCCUGUGCCUAUUACGGGGGCGGAUAAGGUGGCCCUUGUGGCCGAGUCCCUCAUGAGACGAGGCCACUACGUCCAAGCUAUAAACUAUCCCACCGUCGCGAGGGGCGAGGAACGCCUGAGAUUCGCUCCAGGUCCGUACCACACUACAGAGAUGAUAGACAGCUUAAUCACUGCUCUUAUUGAAUCAUUCCACGAAAACAACAUAAGUUUCAACGAGUUCAUGAAGAACGGCGCAUGUCGUGAAUGUAGCAUGGAGUACAAGGUGGACAUUGGGUACCAAGAACCACUGAAGUACCCUAAAAUCGCAGCAUAAUGUUGAUUCUAUUAGUAAAUUUUAAUUGGGGGCAAAUAAUAUGACAUAUAAUAUGUUGUUUUAUAUAAAGUUUAUUUAGUUGAUCUAUUUAUGGUAAACGGUGUAACUGUUUAGAAUUUAAAAAAAAUAUCUUAAUUUGGGAAUUAAAUGUAUAUCUU
Messenger RNA from Aricia agestis (brown argus), 1922 nucleotides. RefSeq names its product 5-aminolevulinate synthase, erythroid-specific, mitochondrial (gene Alas). Gene Ontology annotation, cellular component: mitochondrion. Gene Ontology annotation, biological process: erythrocyte development; hemoglobin biosynthetic process; heme biosynthetic process. The record is from RefSeq and is a predicted model, not a curated record. The transcript has a single exon. NCBI's taxonomy places the organism in Eukaryota, Metazoa, Arthropoda, Insecta, Lepidoptera, Lycaenidae. Gene Ontology annotation, molecular function: 5-aminolevulinate synthase activity; pyridoxal phosphate binding. The coding region runs from base 244 to 1764 and encodes 506 amino acids.